AUGCAGCCUUUUGAUUUGUACAUACCUGCAAAAUUCAUUUCGUCCAACAAAUGCAUUACAACUGGUUCUCGCAAAAUGCUUCAAGUGAUCAUCAUUGUGAUUUUGGCAGGAUUGUUAACUGUCGUAACAAUUAUUGGAAACAUUUUGGUCAUUCUUUCCAUCAUAUUCAACAGACAUUUGAAGACUAUUACCAACUAUUUUAUUUUAAGCUUAGCCUUCUCUGAUUUGAUUGUUGCUGUGGUGUGCAUGAAUCUAUACACCAUUUACAAUGCAUUUGGCUACUGGCCAAUGGGCCCAGUGGUAUGUGAUUUAUGGCUUGCCUUAGACCAUGUUGUCAAUAAUGCGUCCUCCAUGAACCUCGUUGUCAUCAGCUUCGACCGCUACUUCUGUGUCACAAAACCCUUGAGCUAUCCUACGAAGAGGACUCCUCAGAUGGCAUUGAUGAUGAUCACAGCUGCUUGGGUGUUGCCAUUCAUCCUGUGGGCUCCUUCCAUUCUCUUAUGGCAGUUCAUUGUGGGGGAGCAGACAGUUCAUGAGGGUCAAUGCUACAUUCCGUUCCUUUCAAACCCAGCUGUCACUCUUGGUAUUCUUAUUAUGGCUUUCUAUCUCCCCGCUUUCAUCAUGGCUGUCCUGUAUGUGUGCAUAUCCCUUGCCAGUAAGAGUCGAAUAAAGGAUGACAAGGAAUGCUCUGAAUCAAGCAAGGACACAUUACCUCUCAGUCCAAUUCAGCAAAAGCCAAAAAAACUAAUGAACAACAUCUUAUCAAAUGUUUCCAAUUGGUUGCUGCAUAUCAAGAGCAAAAUACCCAAUGAGAUAACAAUGGAUACUUUUGUCCAAGGAGAGUUCAAAGUCGUUUCCAAUGAGAGAACUUCACUUAGUUCAAUGGUAUCGAACCAAAUGAAUGAAGAAACAAUUCAAGAGAAUACAAAUAUUUUUACCAUACAAAGCCACUUGUGGGCAGACAAUGCCAAACUCUCUUGUGUAACGAUAGUUAGCCAAUCUAACACUGCCAAUGAUGGCGCCAGCAGAGUAGAAACAGUAUCAGGUUUCACCAUCAAUAACAGGAAUGAGAGAAAUAUUGGAGAAGGCCAUUGUACAAUGAAUCCAAGCAAGACACCUGCUAAGAUAAAGAAACUAGGUGCAUCCCGAGAGAAGAAGGUGACGAGGACCAUCAUGGCUAUUGUGUUGGCAUUUCUUAUCACAUGGACCCCAUAUGUUUCCAUUCUGCUCAUUGACACCUUCUGCUCAGUGUCUGUCCCGAAUAUAGUCUGGAACUUAGGAUAUUGGUUGUGUUACACCAACAGUGCCAUCAACCCUGCCUGCUAUGCACUGUGUAAUAACACAUUCAAGAAAACCUUCAAGUAUCUUCUGUUAUGUCAAUACAAGAACUUCGUUACAGCAAGAUGA
Molecule: messenger RNA, 1407 nt
Organism: Rhincodon typus (whale shark)
Lineage: Eukaryota; Metazoa; Chordata; Chondrichthyes; Orectolobiformes; Rhincodontidae
Product: muscarinic acetylcholine receptor M2-like
Exons: 2
Coding region: 1-1407 (468 amino acids)
Biological process (GO): regulation of smooth muscle contraction; adenylate cyclase-inhibiting G protein-coupled acetylcholine receptor signaling pathway; chemical synaptic transmission
Cellular component (GO): synapse; dendrite; plasma membrane
Molecular function (GO): G protein-coupled serotonin receptor activity; G protein-coupled acetylcholine receptor activity
Source: RefSeq, a predicted model, not a curated record